GAAAGGAUUCCACAUGCCUCGCCUAAAUAAUCUAUUCACUUCCACCCUGAAGAUCGAUCCAUAAUUAUUGCAAAAAUGGUACUAAAAUCGUUCCAUAUCAAAUUGCAUAAUGCAACUGGAACAUAUGCUCCAGGUGAAGUUGUUUCCGGAGAUGUUAUCAUCGUCAUCUCAAAGAAGAAUCAAUUUUGUCUCGGAAUAAAGCUACAGUUUAAAGGGAAAGCUGAAGUUCAAUGGACCGGAUCCGACACGUCAGGCAACCACUGCCUAUAUUUAGCUACAGAAUCUUAUUUUUUGGCGGAAGAUUACAUAUACCAAGACCGAAACGAAGAUUCUGGCUUGACCCCAGGUCAGCACAUGUUUCCAUUCACUUUCCUCUUGCCAAAUAACAUACCUGAUAGCUUUUAUCAUAAAAAUGGCAGCGUCGACUACAGCAUCAAUGCGAUAAUGGAGGAGUGGGACAGCUUUCCUGCAGCUAAAAUUAAAUUCAAUGUGAAAUCUCUCGUAGAGCCGCAUCAAUACCCACCUAGACCGAUUAUCGACGAAUGCAGUCAAACCUAUUGGUCUUGCUUGCUCCCCUGCAUAUCGGCGGGUUCGAUGACUGUAAAAAUACGAAUUUCUGGAAGUACUUAUGCUGUUGGAGAUUCCAUUGACACGCUGAUAGACAUCCACCACAAUGUGAGUAUUGUUGGUAUUGAGAUGCAAUUGAAACAGAUAAUAGAUUUCCAUUCUACGUCGCCAUGUAGAGACACUAAACAUAAAGAAGAAACUGUUAAAAGUGGAACGCUGGAUGGACCGUAUGGUACCGAUGAGAUCUUCGAGAUGAGCUUGCAGGUACCUUGUGUUCCUCUUUCCGGUCUUCGACACUGCAAUCUCAUUGACAUCAGUUAUCGAUUACGUAUAUUGAUAUACGUAAAUGGAUGUCCCAGUCGAUUGGCGAGGGAGUAUGAUAUUGUCAUUGGAUCCAGAUCGGAAAGUUCUUCAAUCCCAUAUAAUGGAGCUACAGGUCUUCGAAUACCGAUUCCAUCAGCACCUCCUAUCCAACACAAUACCCCAGAGACACCACCUCCAUCAUAUCAAUCCGUUAUUGCCCAACAGGAUAAAGGAUAAUUAUGAUACUUGAUAAUUGUUAAAUGUGUGCUUUUGAGAAAGGGUUUUUCAAGUUUUUAACUCAGUUUUUCAAUGAUUUUUCACUCAAUAAUGUAUUCUCAUUUGUGGAAUAUUAAAUAGUUUUAUUUAUUA
Molecule: messenger RNA, 1239 nt
Organism: Fopius arisanus
Lineage: Eukaryota; Metazoa; Arthropoda; Insecta; Hymenoptera; Braconidae
Product: arrestin domain-containing protein 2-like
Exons: 7
Coding region: 76-1107 (343 amino acids)
Biological process (GO): protein transport
Cellular component (GO): cytoplasm
Source: RefSeq, a predicted model, not a curated record